AUGCUAACUUUCGGCAAACAAGCUCCUAUUGGUCCACGGGGCAUCCACGAAACAAAACCCUGACCAGCCUCCUAAUCUUAAUACAAUAGUUGUUUGGUCUAUAUUUAGAAUUUUGAAAUGAAAACACCAUAUAUUUCACUCAAAUCUGUCCCACAACUCUACAAGUAAAGAUGAUGGAGCUUCCACCAUUGGAACGCAACCAGAACCAUUUUUUAUUCUCACUCCGAGAGCUUGUCCAUGCCUGUUAGCAUUAAAGACAGUUGUUUCUCUGUAUGUUGCCACAUAGACUACCAGUUCAUCUUACUUUGUUCAGUCUAGACUUUGUUUAGUCCAUUUCUACCUUACAAACAAAGCCCUUUUCAUAAAUUUUCAAUCUCUUUUCUAACCUUAAUGAUGGACUAUUGGCAUAAACUUUCCAUAUAUGUCCAAAGCAUAUUUUAUCGAUAAAAUCAUAUAUAAGGAAAAGUACAGGAAUGAGCCAUCUAUACUUGUGACAUCCUCUGGUUUUCUUCUAUUUAAAUAAAGUUCUGUGAGAGACUUGCCUUACCACCCAUAGAAUAGUAACAAACUAGUUCAGCACAAAAUGUCAUUCUCCAGAACUAAAAACUUUUUACAUCAGUUCUGUCUUGACGAGUUCCAAAUGGAUGUAGGCUCCCAGAGAGGCUUCUUCUCAAAGGAUCUUCUCCCAUCUCUUGGAUCCAAUAUUAAUCAAGCAACCAGACUCCCAAAGUACAUAAUUUCCCCAUUUAGUCCCUGUUACAGGGCUUGGGAGAUGUUUUUAGUUAUCUUAGUCAUUUACUCAGCUUGGAUAUGCCCAUUUGAGUUUGCAUUUCUAACUUACAAGCAGAACCCACUUUUCAUUUUGGACAACAUUGUCAAUGCUUUCUUUGCUAUUGAUAUCAUCCUCACCUUCUUUGUGGCAUAUGUUGAUAGCCAGUCUUAUCUUCUUGUGUAUGAACCAAAGAGGAUAUCAUUCAGGUACUUAUCGACAUGGUUUAUCUUUGACGUCUGCUCAACUGCACCAUUACAGCCUCUAAGUCUCCUUCUUACGGAUCGUAGCGGUGGACUAACUUUUAAAGUCCUCAACAUGCUUAGACUAUGGCGUCUGAGGCGAGUUAGUUGCCUGUUUGCAAGACUUGAAAAGGACAUAAGAUUCAACUACUUUUGGAUUCGAUGCACCAAGCUAAUCUCGGUGACUCUUUUCGCAGUACACUGUGCUGGAUGCUUUAACUACUUGAUUGCAGAUAGAUAUCCUAAUCCAGAAAGAACCUGGAUUGGUUCGGUCUACCAAAAAUUUAAGGAAGAAAGCCUAUGGGAAAGAUAUGUUAUUUCCAUAUACUGGUCGAUAGUAACACUAACUACGACAGGAUAUGGCGACUUGCAUGCUGAGAACACAAGAGAGAUGCUGUUUGAUAUCUUCUACAUGCUAUUUAAUCUGGGAUUGACAUCAUACCUCAUUGGGAACAUGACAAAUCUCGUUGUUCACUGGACCAGCUGCACUAGAGAUUUUAGGGAUACCAUCAGAGCAGCAUCAGAAUUUGCAAAACACAACCAAUUACCCUCUGCUAUUAAGGAUCAACUCUUGUCACACAUAUGCCUCAAGUUCAGAACAGAAGGAUUAAAACAGCAAGAGACCUUAAAUAGUCUGCCAAAAGCAAUACGCUUGAGCAUCGCACAUCAUCUCUAUUUUCCAGUUAUUCAGAAUGCCAAACUUUUUCAAGGAGUUUCUGUUGACUACCUGUUCCAACUGGUCACUGAAAUAGAAGCUGAUUAUUAUUCACCAAAGGAAGACGUGAUUCUACAAAAUGAGGCUCCAACAGACUUGUACAUACUAGUCUCAGGAGCAGUGGAUUUGAUAAAAAAUAUUAACGGCCAUGAUCAAGUCCUCUGCAAGGCAACUCCAGGGGAUGUGUUUGGAGAACUAGGGGUUUUGUGCCACAGGCCACAGCCAUUUACUGCUCGAACCACUAAAAUUUCUCAAAUACUAAGACUGAGUGGACCUGCUCUUAUGGGCAUUAUUCAGGCAAAUGCUGAAGAAGGACAAAUUAUCAUGAACAACUUUUACCAGCAGAAUUGUCAGAAAUCAGACUCCAGUCAGGUGCUAGACGGUGAAUCCGAAAAAACCCAAUCUUAUGACACAAAAGAUGUUUCUAAUGAAGACCUAAUGCCUCAAGAAUCAAAGAAAUUAGAAGUUGAAGAGAAGGUACAAUCAGGGCGUUCGAGGGCUCUUCAUACAUAUAGGAUGGAUUUAAACUCAACAAUGUAUGACCAGACUGCUCUUCAUAAUUUUUGCAAGGGGCAGCUUAAUACUCCAAGGAUGUUGUUCGAAAGAAAUAUAAGUAAGAACAAGCCAGAUGCCAGAGGGUGGACACCAAAAGCUCUAUCAGAACAGCUAGGAAGCAAAUCUAUUGACAACCUUGCACAAGAUUAUGAAAUUAAAAGUGUAACAGAUGAACACAGGGUAGAUGUUCUUUCAGACACAUCAGAAACCACCAGGAGUGACCAAUUUAAACCACCAUCAAAUGGUCCAAUCACUUAUUUCACUCCAUUUGUUAAAAAUUCUACAUCAUUUGGCUCAAAUAGUUCGACCCAUCCUACUGAUGCUGAUGUUGUUAAAUUCAGUAGAAGGAGAGUCACAGUUCACUUGAAGUUUAUAAAGGACAAUACACUACCAAAGCAUCCUGGGAAGUUAAUGAUCCUACCUGAUUCCAUGGAAGAGCUAUUUCAUACUGCAGGUCAAAAGUUUGGAGGCUAUAAUAUUACAAAAGUUGUAAAUUCAGAGAAUGCAGAGAUAGAUGACUUAAAUCUCAUCCGAGAUGAAGACCAUUUAUUUCUCAUACCAGAAACAUAUGAAAGCGUAUGAUACAUACAAUGAUAAUUAAAGCCUA
Daucus carota subsp. sativus is the source of this 2888-nucleotide messenger RNA. RefSeq names its product potassium channel KAT3. The record is from RefSeq and is a predicted model, not a curated record. Gene Ontology annotation, biological process: transmembrane transport; potassium ion transport. Bases 584 to 2863 code for a protein of 759 amino acids. The transcript has 11 exons. Gene Ontology annotation, cellular component: membrane. NCBI's taxonomy places the organism in Eukaryota, Viridiplantae, Streptophyta, Magnoliopsida, Apiales, Apiaceae. Gene Ontology annotation, molecular function: voltage-gated potassium channel activity.